GAUUGCGGGAAGGACCGUUAACUUCACGGCUGGUAUAUACUUGGUCAAUUGCUGCCCCUUCCAAACGCCCUUCUUCUGUUGUAUAUCACUUCAUUGUAAUGGACACUCCUAGUCACUCAGAAGCGCAGCAGAUGUUGUUGUGCAUUUACGCCAUUCUGGCGGGAAAUAGUACUACCCUUUUUAUCCUUGGUCUCGGGACAAUAACGCAGUAUUCUAGGUAUCCUCAUAUACGACCACAUAGUAACCUUGCCAGAGGAAAUCGCGUUUAUUUGGCGUCGUCCGAAAGCAAUGUCUGCAGUCUUGUUUCUCGUCAAUCGCUAUGUCGCCGUGCUUGGCAAUAUAUCUUCCUUAGUUGUGGAUUUCCUGCCUCUUUCAGAUGAGCUGCUCGAAAUAUACGCUGGUCAGACAACUGCUGAUUUUUUUCGAAGUAAUCCUGGUUAGCAUCAUACUCACCAUUCGCACUUAUGCUCUCUACGGUUGUAGCAAGCGUUUGCUUGUUUGUAUGGUAAUCAUUAUGGUUGCUCUUGCGACAGGAGCUUCUGCGGGAUCCUUUGGACAUUUUUCAAGCGAUGCUACCAGCUUGCCAGGAGUUGGCUGCUAUAAAACAUAUACGACAAAGACAGCCGCCCGCCUUGGGCUGGCAUGGUUGGCUGGACUUGUCUUUGAUAUAUUCAUCUUUGUCCUCAUAGUGUACAGGAUUUGCAAAACUAAAGGUUUGCCGCGGUUAUCUCUAGUCACCAGGAGAAAUAUUAUUGAUAUCAUCUUUUGUGAUGGUGCGAUGUAUUUCGGAGCGAUGGUAUUAUGCCAGAUCCCGAACAUCCUGACAUUCUACGUUGAUUCAGUUGCCACCGCAGGCAUGCUGGCCACAUUUAGUAUCUGCAUAUCUGUUACUCUUAUAUCUCGGCUGAUGCUUAACCUGCACAAAUUCAUUGACGUUGGCAUUUUAUCCACCCCCGCCCGGGACGACGACCACAACCUCGCCUGUCUUUACCACUAGGAUCGACUUACAGUUCGCGAUUUCCUCUCACCGAUGAUAGGCUAGGUAUUGGAUUCUAUUUCUGGAUGCGGAGUUGCAGAGAUUCAUGUCGGCUGUUCUUAGUCUUUUCUUCAAAGCAGCACAGCGUACGACAGGUGCGCCCGUGCCACCAAUUAUGUAGACAUUCAUUAUGCUAAUUAUUGGC
Messenger RNA from Suillus paluster, 1181 nucleotides. RefSeq lists its product as uncharacterized. The coding region runs from base 377 to 997 and encodes 206 amino acids. The record is from RefSeq and is a predicted model, not a curated record. The transcript is spliced from 12 exons. Lineage: Eukaryota; Fungi; Basidiomycota; Agaricomycetes; Boletales; Suillaceae.